GAAAUUCCAGAGACGCAACGUGGUGAUUUAGCAAGUGUCGUGUCUGAGACUAUAUCUACGAGAAAAAAGAUGCCAAUUCCAAAGGAGGUUUUGGGUUUCACUUAUAGUACCAUAAGGCAUAUUCACAUUCAGGGAACAUGA
Racocetra persica is the source of this 141-nucleotide messenger RNA. The record is from the annotation of a GenBank genome assembly. Lineage: Eukaryota; Fungi; Glomeromycota; Glomeromycetes; Diversisporales; Gigasporaceae.